Messenger RNA from Rosa rugosa (rugosa rose), 2826 nucleotides. RefSeq lists its product as uncharacterized. The coding region runs from base 1 to 2610 and encodes 869 amino acids. The transcript is spliced from 7 exons. Gene Ontology annotation, molecular function: protein binding. NCBI's taxonomy places the organism in Eukaryota, Viridiplantae, Streptophyta, Magnoliopsida, Rosales, Rosaceae. The record is from RefSeq and is a predicted model, not a curated record.
AUGGAUUCAAUGUCAAAGCUUCAAGCAAGAGUUGAAGAUAGGUUGAGUGCACUACCAGAUGAAGUUAUUUGUCACAUACUUUCCUUCCUCGGGACAAACUGUGCUGUGAGGACCACGAUUCUGUCAAAGAGGUGGAACAACAAAUGGACUUUGGUUCCCAAUCUAGACUUCGAAGACGAAGAGUUCUACAGACUUGUUCAUUUUGAAAGGUUUGUUAAUUGGGUCCUUGACUUUCGUGGCUCAUCAAACAUCCAAAAGCUCAAACUUGAAUGUUCGCGUGAUAUCGACUUUGAGUGGGAAUCAUACAUUGAAAAGUUCAAUGCAGAACGAAGGCGUGAUAGAUAUCACUCUCGUAUUUGGCGCUGGAUUGACACUGCCAUUGGGCGUAAUCUUGUUGAACUUGACCUGAAUAUUGAGUUCUUUCCAGACGGAAAUGAUUUUGGGUUACCUAGGAGCCUUUUCGAGAGUAAUACACUGGAGGUAUUGAAGCUUGGGUCAAAUUUUAUUAUCGGUCAUCUUCCUAUGCCAAGGAACUACUUCCCAAGCCUCAAGAUGCUAAAUGUUUCAGUUCAUCAUCCUCGCAAGUAUUCAAUGGAAAAGCUUUUUUCUCACUUUCCAGUACUUGAAGAUUUGGUUAUAAAUGCUACUCUUGGACAAAAGGAAGAUUUGAAUGUCUACAUCUCUGCACCGAAACUGAAGAAACUAAGAAUGCAUUUGUGGGUCAAAGAUGGUGAUGACUGUGAUGAUCAUGAGUACAAGUUUUCCAUUAAAGCUCAAAAUCUUGAAAGCCUUGAACUCGUGAAGGAAAAGUUGACAAAUUUUACUUUGGAGAAUGCAAAAUCCCUAGUCAAAGCCGAAAUGUAUCUCGGACGACAGUGUGCAAAAGAACAGCCUGAUCAAAGGAUUAGAGGAGUUGGUGCAAAGCCAAUUAAUGUGGAAGAAUUGGAAUACCACUCCUUCAUCCAUUUUAUCCAAUUCAUAUUGGGUUGUUUGCUGCCUACUUUUGAAUACUUGAACCAUUUGAAGCUGCAUCUUCGUGAUUGCAAUUAUGGGAGAUUGCUAACAGAGUCACUCCAGAAAUUUCCUAAUCUGGAAUGUCUUGACAUUGACUAUUGGUUCCUAAGUCAUGAAGAACUUUCUCUACCAGAGUUUGUGCCGUUUUGUUUAUUGUCACACCUCAAGACUAUCCCUAUACGAGGAUUUGAGGGAUGUCAAGUUGAGAUGGAAGCAGCAAAGUACUUGUUAAGGAAUGAUAUGGAUUCAAUGUCAAAGUUUCAAGGAAGAAUUGAGGAUAGGUUAAGUGCGCUACCAGAUGAAGUUCUUUGUCACAUACUUUCCUUCCUCCCCACAAAAUUUGCUGUGAUGACCACGGUUCUGUCAAAGAGAUGGAAAAACAAAUGGACUGCUGUUUCCAAUCUAGAUUUCAUGGAUGAAGCAUUCCAUAGAGAUGUUGAGUUCAAAAGGUUUGUAAGUUGGGUACUUGACUUUCGCGGUUUGUCAAACAUCCAAAAAUUCAAACUUGAAUGUUCUCGUUACUACAAUUUUCAGCGUUCACCCUACAUAGGAAUGUUCACUGUUGACCAUAGGCGUGAUAAAUAUCUCUCUCUUAUUCGUCGUUGGAUUAGCACUGCCAUUGGGCGUAAUGUUAUUGAACUUGACCUGUAUAUCGAGUUAUUUUCAGAACGACAUGAUUUUGUGUUACCUAAGAGCCUUUUUGUGUGUAAAACACUGGAGGUUUUGAAGAUUGGGCCAAAUUUUAUUAUCAAUGAUCUUCCCCAGUCAGAGAACUUCUUCCCAAGCCUCAAGUUUCUUGCUGUUUUUGUUCACCAUCCUGACAAUGGCUCAAUGGAAAAGCUUUUUCCUCACUUUCCACUACUUGAAGAUUUGGCUAUAGAUGGAAUCCUCGGGCAAAAGGAAGAUUUGAAAGUCAACAUCUCUGCACCUAAACUGAAGACGUUAAGAAUAUAUUUGCAGGUUGACAGAUGUGAUUAUCAUGAGCACAAUUUUUACAUUAGAGCUCCAAAUCUUGAAAAUCUUGAUCUCAUGCAAGAUAAUUUUAUAAAUUUUACUUUGGAAACUCCAAACUCCCUAGUCAAAGCUGAAGUUGAUGUCAGAGGGCGUUAUGCAAAAGAAAAGCCUGAUCAUACAAUUGCACUUCCUGAAGGAAUUUCCAAUGUCAAGUACCUGUCUCUCAGAGAUAAUACUUUCGAGGGUUGUCCUCUGCCUACUUUUAAUAACUUGAACCAUUUGAAGCUGUGUCUUUGUGAUUGCAAUUAUGGGAGAUUGCUAACAGAGUCGCUCAAGAGUUUUCCUAAUCUGGAACAUCUUGACAUUCAAUAUAGGUCCCUAAGUCGUGAAGAACUUUAUCUACCGGAGUUUGUGCCGUUUUGUUUGUUGUCACGUCUCAAGACUAUCUGUAUAAGGGGAUUUGCGGGACAUCAAGUUGAGAUGGAAGCGGCCAAGUACUUGUUAAAGAAUGGUAGACUUCUGAAAAAGAUGACAAUUGAUACUUAUUACCUGCACAACAAAAUGGAGGUGUUGUAUAAGGAAUUUUUGAUGCUUCAAAGCGGUUCACUGAAUUGUCAAGUUGAAUUUGUCAAAAUGAAAUAGGACUCCUUCGAAGUUCAAUUCCAGGUUUGUUCUAAGUUGUACAAGCACCGUCUUUGCUAAUAGAAGAUGAAUACUACAUUCAGUUUCAAUUUCAUUGCAAGCAUAUGCAACUCAGGCGUGAGUUCGAUUAUGAUGGAACACAAACUAGCUUUCUGCUUUCCCUUCUUGUUUUUAUUAUAUUUCUCCUGUGUUUCUUGAAGAACUCAGGCAGUCGGC